AAUGUUUUAUUUAUUAAGGAAGCCUGAAGUUGAGAACUGGUUUUGUUGCGUAAGAUGAUUUGAGUUGAAACUCCUUAUAUAAGCUGGGUUAUGCAGCAGUCAAGGACAGAGAAGACAUUGGAGUUAAAGUUUCAAGAUGUUUAAGCCGAGUUAUCCUUUGGCCGCAGUGCUCCUGUGUUUCGUCUUCGCCACAGGGCAGGUUGUGCCAAAUUCAGAAAUCGGUCGGAUUACCAUCCAAGUGCCGUUGCUGUCCAAUGGAAAACCCGUGAUCGUGGCCAAUCAGAACAGGGAGGAAGUGGCCACCGUGGAGGAGAUCAAGCCGGGAAAGGUCCAUGUUGUCCAGGAGGUAGUGGUUCCACCUACAGUGAAGUCGGAUAACAAGGUCCGGAUAACCAGAUCAGUUUCGAGUUCGGGACAAUAUAAUCUUGCAAUUCCAAAUCGAGGAAUACCUAAUGAUGGUAUCCCCAAUCCUGGGAUUCCGAACCAUGGUAUCCCGAAUCCUGGCAUCCCCAAUCAUGGAAUUGUGAAGCGCGGAAUACCCAAUGAUGGUAUCCCCAAUCCUGGAAUUCCAAACCACGGUAUCCCAAAUCCUGGCAUCCCCAAUCAUGGAAUCCCAAAUCGCGGAAUACCUAAUGAUGGUAUCCCCAAUCCUGGAAUUCCGAACCAUGGUAUCCCGAAUCCUGGCAUCCCCAAUCAUGGAAUCCCGAAUCGUGGAAUACCUAAUGAUGGUAUCCCCAAUCCUGGUAUUCCGAACCACGGUAUCCCGAAUCCUGGCAUCCCCAAUCAUGGAAUUCCAAAUCGAGGAAUACCCAAUGAUGGUAUCCCCAAUCCUGGUAUUCCAAACCACGGUAUCCCAAAUCCUGGCAUCCCCAAUCACGGAAUACCCAAUCGCGGAAUACCUAACGAUGGCGUCCCUAAUCCUGGUAUUCCCAACCAUGGUAUUCCGAAUCCUGGUAUCCCCAAUCACGGAAUUCCCAAUCCUGGCAUCCCCAAUCCCGAGGCCUCCGAACUUAUGCCGGUCGCGGUAAUGCCACCAAGUCAGACCACCACCGCACCCGCAUCGCCAUCGGUACCCAAGCGAGUGCCAUCCCGGAAUUGCUUCCAUCUAUUGAUGGGAGGCAUGACAACCAUGUCCCCAGCGGGCAUGAUGACAAUGACCCCUCCACCGAUGGACAACUGCGAUGAGCUGUGCACAAAGCUCGAAUACUCGCCUAUUUGUGCCCACAAUGGGAUCUGCAUCCAUGAGUUUGCCAAUCAGUGUGUGAUGGACACAUUCAAUUGCAGACAUCGAGAUUUGACUUUCCGUGCAGUGGACGAGGAGGUCUGCAGAAUGGGAGUUUGCAUGAGGCGGUGCAAGGAGGAGGAGUUGAAGCUGUAAAAUACCGGGAACUACGAUUAUUAGAUUUUAUUCACUACACUAUCAUUUACAUAUAAAACAUAAUAAACAGUAAA
Messenger RNA from Drosophila suzukii, 1452 nucleotides. Its product is annotated as PPE family protein PPE34. Gene Ontology annotation, molecular function: protein binding. Lineage: Eukaryota; Metazoa; Arthropoda; Insecta; Diptera; Drosophilidae. The record is from RefSeq and is a predicted model, not a curated record.